AUGGUCGGCGUGCUUAAUGCAGCAGUUGCUCCAUGUCAUCUGACUUUUCCAGCUGUUCUGCCCGAUACAAUUACUACUAUGCGCGCCAUACAAGAAGAGAAAUGUACUGCACUGAUCGGAGCACCGAUUAUCUUUCGUGAUAUAUUAACCCAUCCAGAUCCGAAAAAAUACGAUCUCAGUUCAUUAGUUUUCGGUUUAUCAGGAGCAAGCUCAAUGCACAUUGACUUUUUACGUCAAUUAGAAAACCAGUUUCCAAUCACACGUAUGGCACAAGCUUAUGGAAUGACUGAAACCGCCGGUAUCAUCACGUGUAGUAUGUGGGCUGGUGACAACGAUGAUAAGAGACGUCUUUCAUCGAUCGGACAACCGAUGCCAGGUUUGGAACUAAAAGUUGUGGAUCAACAAGGCAAAACAGUACCCAUUGGUGCGUCAGGUGAAAUCUGGACCAGAGGUCAUUCAGUUAUGUGUGGAUAUUAUGGUGAUGUUGAGAAAACACAAGAGACAAUCACACAUUCACGAUGGCUUAAAACAGGUGAUGUGGGUAGAAUGGACGAAAAUGGUUAUGUUUAUUUCGUUGGGCGUCAAAAGGAAAUUAUUAUUCGUGGUGGCGUCAAUAUCUAUCCGGUUGAAAUUGAAAAUAUAAUUGCUGAAUAUCCACAUGUACUAGAUGCACAAGUCUUUUCUAUUCCAAGUGAACGAUACGAUGAAGAUGUGUGUGCUUGGAUUCGAUUAAAACCUGAUGCACCCAAAUGUGACAUAGAAGAUAUUCGAAAUUUUCUUAAAGACAGAUUAGCUUUCUUUAAAAUACCAACAUAUAUGCGAAUUGUUGAUAAAUUCAUUAUGACUCCAACGGGUAAAGCACAAAAAUUCAAAAUGUCCGAAAUUAUGACUAAAGAAUUAGAGAAGAACAAAGAAAAACAUUAA
This is a messenger RNA of Rotaria socialis, 924 nucleotides long. The record is from the annotation of a GenBank genome assembly. NCBI's taxonomy places the organism in Eukaryota, Metazoa, Rotifera, Eurotatoria, Philodinida, Philodinidae.